Urocitellus parryii (Arctic ground squirrel) is the source of this 1182-nucleotide messenger RNA. It is a transcript of the gene Tmem138, whose product is annotated as transmembrane protein 138. Lineage: Eukaryota; Metazoa; Chordata; Mammalia; Rodentia; Sciuridae. Gene Ontology annotation, cellular component: cilium. The record is from RefSeq and is a predicted model, not a curated record.
GCGUCCGCCAACUACUUCCGGAAUUUGAAGCCGGCUUCCGGAAGCCGGAAUGGUGUCCCCAUGACAACCGACGUUGGUUCUUUGAGGCAGACUCUUCUCUGAAGUACCCCUCGGUUUUUUGGUUAGAGAAGUUCUGCAUUUAGAAGGAUCUGGCAUGGAGAAAGUUUGACUGUGAGGGUCCCCAGAAGGAAUGACAAGGUCCUUGUCUGAGAACAAGGGCAACAGCUCUUGAUUUGGAAGACUUAGACACUUCUCCUCAGUGUUGGGGAGAGAACCAAGACCUCUUUUUAAGGGAAUUGUGGAAUGUGCCCUUGGAGGCCCAAGAAAGCAGAAGAAAGAUGCUUCAGACCAGUAACUACAGCCUGGUGCUGUCCCUGCAGUUCCUGCUGCUGUCCUAUGACCUCUUUGUCAAUUCCUUCUCAGAGCUACUCCGAAUAGCUCCUGUCAUCCAGUUGGUGCUCUUCAUCAUCCAGGAUAUUGCAAUCCUCUUCAACAUCAUCAUCAUUUUCCUCAUGUUCUUCAACACCUUCGUCUUCCAGGCUGGCUUGGUCAACCUCCUAUUCCAUAAGUUCAAAGGGACCAUCAUCCUGACAGCUGUGUACUUUGCGCUCAGCAUCUCCCUUCAUGUCUGGGUCAUGAACUUACGCUGGAAAAAUUCCAACAGCUUUGUUUGGACAGAUGGACUUCAAACGCUGUUUGUAUUCCAGAGACUGGCGGCGGUGCUGUACUGCUACUUCUACAAAUGGACGGCGGUGAGACUGGGCGACCCACGCUUCUACCAGGACUCUCUAUGGCUGCGCAAGGAGUUCAUGCAAGUCCGAAGGUGACUGCUUCUUGUCACACUGGUGGCUGCCUUUCCUUCCUGAUAGAAGCUCUGCAGGAAGGGUCGGCCUCUGCACCAGGAAAUAGCUGGACUUCCCUAGGACAUGCUUGGGCCAGUUGUGUUCUCACAAGUUCCCCAACAGACUCCUGUGCGUAGUGCCUCCUCUCCCCUACCUCAGUUCCGCUCUUUCCUUCCUUCCCUGCCCUGCUCCACUCCUUCUGCACCCCUCCCCUCUGCCGAGGCUGUGGCUCACCCUUUGAACCUACUAGUCCCCACCUUCCUGACACCACGCUCUGGUGACCGAAGGAUGCAGAGUGGUAGCUGGGUGUUCUUGACUGAUCCCCUCUUAGACAUUUAGA